Molecule: messenger RNA, 754 nt
Organism: Cherax quadricarinatus
Lineage: Eukaryota; Metazoa; Arthropoda; Malacostraca; Decapoda; Parastacidae
Product: acanthoscurrin-2-like
Source: RefSeq, a predicted model, not a curated record
AGAGCAACAGUUGGCAAGAGCAACACUGCAGUUCGUGUGAGGUGGCAAUAUAAGCAGGAGCUUAUCAUAGUCUAGUAGCACUUGUUGACUCACAAGCAAACUGCAGCCACCAUGAUCUCUCUGCGAACUCUGAUGAUGAUGAUGCUGGUGAUGGCUGCUGUGGGCGUUGCUGUGGCUCACCCACAUCCUUCUGCCAGCCGUAGAUAUGGUAGUGGUGGAUAUGGUGGUGCUGGAUAUGGUGGUGGUGGAUUUGGUAGUGGUGGAUUUGGUAGUGGUGGAUUUGGUAAUGGUGGAUUUGGUGGUAGUGGGUUCAGUGGCAGUGGACUUGGUGGAUUCGGCGGCAGUAGAUACACUAGCGGAUUCGGUGGCAGUGGAUUUGGAAGUGGUGGCUUCGGUGGCAGUGGAUUUGGAAGUGGUGGCUUCGGUGGCAGUGGAUUUGGUGGACUCGGUGCCGGAGGAUUUAGAGGCGGACUCGGUACUGGAGGAUUUGGAGGCGGAUUCGGUAGCAGUAAAUUUGGUGGCGGAUACGGUGGGGGUCGUGGUGGUGGUGGGUGGUGGUAGGUACUACGGCUGGAGAGAAGAGGCUAGAGGUCGUCUGGACGAACAUCUGAACGACAUUUGAUAGUUAGAACGACCACAACAAACGUCGUCCACUAAAACCUUUGCUAAUGGACACCUUGUAAACACCUACACUAAACUUGUUCGUGACCAAUAUUUAUGCCUAAUAAAUAAAUGUAUUAGCAGAUAUAAUAUA